AUGACUUCCUUCGAUCCACUUUGUGUGAGCCCUGCAAAGUUGUCCAGCCUGGCUACCAUGAUGGUGAAGCUGUGCUAUCAAACCCAUCACCGUCUAAACCAGCCUCGUCCUCAGAAUUCAUUACUAUUGAGUGCUUCAGAAGUCAAUCGAAAGGUUUCUGCUCUGAAAGCAAGAGCAAAAAAUUCACAGGUUGAUAUAGAUUUUUCGUUGUGGGUUUAUCCAGCUCAGAAUAAACAAGUUACUGCAAAGAGAGCAAAGAUUCCUCCUUCACACUGUACCUUUCCGGCCAAUGAAUCAGCACGAGGUGCUCUUCAGCAGUUGCUAUUGAAGUCGAAGGGAUCUGGGCCUGGGGGCACUGCUGUUAUUGAGGACCAGGUCAUGGAUGGUUCAAUCGAGGAUCUUUUCGUGAGACUCAAGCAUAAGCGUGUACUAUCUGACAAAGAUGGCUCUGCAAAGGUGCCAAGAAUAACCCUACACAUCUAUGUCUAUGAAAUCGAAUGGGAUAAUGAAGAGGCUGACAAUUCACCUGAUAUUGUGGAGACUCGGCACAACUCAAAGGGCAAGUCAAGAGCGCGGAAAAGUGCUCCAAGUCGGAAGAGAAAACGAUCUGACAGCAAAGACUUGGCAUCUGCAACCCCAGGCCCAUCUGCGAAACGUGCUCUCUAUCAAAGUGAAUAUCAACGCCGGCCAUCAGCUCAAGGUUCUGCACAAUUCAGCUUCAAAACAUUCAAAUUUCGGCAAACCACCUGUACAAUUGCCACAGAUGGGACAAUCGAACCUACACACUGUGAAGAUCUAGAGGAGAUAUCUAUCGCACGAAACUGGCAGACACAACAUCGUGCAAAACAACUGGGUGGUGGAUACCUUGGGCAAGGACUGACAAAGCUUGCCAUUCGAGGACGGUACAAAGGACUCGAUUAUGCAAUCCUACAGUGCAAGCCCAUCAGUUCGUCGAGUAACACCAACAUGAAAGAUCUAUCAGAUGAACUAUGCCUUCUACACAAAGCCCAGUACUUCAUGGACUUGUUCUAUAAACGUGCACUUGCUCACGGUGUCAAAGGCCUACCUUGUGCUUUGUAUCGGGAGGUGAAGUUUUCUGGUAAUGAGCAACCAGGAAACAAUGAGGACAUGAUUGGACGUGUGGUGGAUGCCUACUCACACCAUGUUCUUGUAGACUCGAGUCCAGACCAUAGUGUCACAUUGUUCGAUCCUCAAGCUCAUAUUGAGAGUCAAGACUCGGGUUAUUGGGAUAAAGGCCCAGACCAAAUCCAGUUGUUUCAAGCCCUUCACGACUGUAAUCAAUUCUGCAAGGCCCUAGAACUUGAACAACACAUCCCAGGAUUCAAACAUUAG
Molecule: messenger RNA, 1353 nt
Organism: Suillus fuscotomentosus
Lineage: Eukaryota; Fungi; Basidiomycota; Agaricomycetes; Boletales; Suillaceae
Exons: 9
Coding region: 1-1353 (450 amino acids)
Source: RefSeq, a predicted model, not a curated record